AUGCCCCACCCAUGUCGUCAUGCCGCUGUGCUGGUCGCGACUUGGACCCUGGCGGCUUUGUCGGACCAGUUUGUUGUGCAGCGUCUGCAUACCAGUCCACCUGUUCCUUCCCGUACGCACAUCAGUGCGGUUAGCGCCUCGGCAGCAAUACUCUACGCUACCGUCCUCGGCCGUGAACGCUUUUUCGGCAUGACGACGGGCCUCGCCACGCACUCCUCAUCGACGGCAGUCUUGAACAUCUCAAAACGUCCUUCUCAUCGACCGUUAGAGCUUCGGCACUGCGCUCCCGCUCCGGGGAGACUUCAGUACAUAUCUUCCGAGCAAUCUGACGAUCCGGGUGUUACUGCCAAAAUGCAACCCGUGUUCCGACAACUUGCUCCUGCUCCACCCCAUGGGAAUCCAGAGCCCAGCGGCAGCGAGCCGCGGAAGAGGAAGAGAAAAGCACGAUUGGCCUGCAACCAUUGCCGACUGAAGAGAGUAGGAUGCGAUGGCACUCGUCCAGAAUGCACUCGAUGUCUGAGAGCCCGCGUGCCCUGUGUCUACUUGUCAGACGAUGCAGAAGCUACACCGACAAUGGCACUCAAGAGUGAAGUGGAGAACCUUCAGCGCCGACUACAAGAGCACAGCGACUUCCUGCAGAACCUCUUCACCGCGCCAGAGGACGAGAUCUUGAACAUUGUCCGCCAGCUGCGAUCCGCCGACGGUGCCUCGGCUCUGCCGUCAUCGUAUCAGAGCAGCGCAGUAGUUCCAACUCAACUGUCCGAGCAUGUUCCGGCACGAGCAGUCAUGGCCUCGCCAGAAUCCGGCAUCGAGCUUGAGCUGGUCAUGCGCCAUCCCACGGCAUAUCCAGCUCUCAUAUCACCAAGCCCUUCAUCGAUAACGUCGGCCAAGCUCACCGGAGGAUCUGCUCAGACCACGCCGUCCGGUACCACCUCGUCGUCUCCCAGCGAUCCCUACACGUACUGCGAUCCUCGCCUCGAAAAUCUCUCAGUAGGAUACUGGACGCGAAUACCAAUCGACGACGAGCUUGCUGCUCGAGCCAUAUCACAUUUCCUGACAACCGAUCACCCUGUGCUUGGACUGUUCGAUGCCGACCUCUUCAUUCGCGAUCUGGUGAAUCAAGGACUGAACCAUUGCUCAUCCUUCUUGUUCCACUCUGUCAUGUCGCUCGCUUGUCAAUCGUACAGCGCAGAGAACUUGCAAAUAGUGCCCUUUGCGACCGCGUUUACUGAAGAGGCGCUCAAGCUAUGGCACGCCGAGCGUUCGACUGACUCAACCCCGACACUUGCAGCUCUGAACUGUCUUUCGGUGGCCACCGCAUGGAACGGGAGAAACGAGCUUGGAAACCACCAGCUACUUGCGGACGCUCGUGCGAUGGCUACGAGAAUGCAGCUCCUUGAUGUUCCCCCUUCGGACACAGCCAUGGAUCAGUUCCAAGAUUUGGCCGAAGACGAAUUGCGGGACCGGGCACACGUGGCUUGGGGCAGCUAUGGCUGGCAAUCGUUUUGCGCCAGCUUUUUCCCCAAGUCGCCGAUCAAGUAUCCACCCAACUUUCCCAUUCCUGGUGAUCAUUUCGACAUAUUCGCCACGCUUGACACGUUCGGUCCGGCGCAUCCGUCGCCAGACUACGUCGGGCAUACGUUCACGGCUAUGAGCCAGUUUUGGGUCAUCGUUCAGGAGAUCUUGGCCGUAUACAGCAUGCAAGAUGAGUCGCCCUUGGUCGACAGAGUGAUACCAUCGUUCGCUGAAGCGAAGUACCGGAAGUUGUUGGCUUGGGCAGAUACGCUUCCAAAAGAGCUCGGCAAUAGUUCAAACAGCGCAGCACACGUGUACCUCUUCCACGCCUUAUACCACACGACCAUCCUCAAUCUAUUCCGGCCCUUCUGCAACCCGCCCGAUAUCAUCCGCCUGCGCUCGUUCUCCUCGGCGGACAGCACAUCUCGUAAUGUCUUCUCGGCGUCUGUCAAGCAGCUGAAACGGCUUGUUUACAACUAUCGUACCUAUGUGCCUCGGCGUCUCGCGCGCAGCAUCAUCUUCAAUGCGGCUGUGCUGCACCUCAGCAGCAUCAUUGUGCAUCAGGCCGACAUUGACUCGUCGUGGAGAUUCUUCUUCCGCAUCUGCUUCGACUACUGGAAAGACGUUUACGUCUGCUACCGUGUCGUCGCAGGGAUAGUACCGGCGCAUCUGUCGCUCGCACUGCAAGCAGGCGCCAUCACGCCAAAAGAGGCGAAGGCAUUGAAAGACGAGUUUGUGGCCGUGGGCAGGCACCACAAGAUGGCAGAUGGAGUAUUGACAGACGCAUAUGUAGAUUUCCACAGGGCGAUCAGGAAGGAGGAGGGCGCGACCAUGCACGAGCUUGCGAAGAGGUUCGAUGAGCUUAUGAUGUUCGAGGACUUCACCCAAGAGCUUGGAGACGUCGAGCGGUGGUAA
Boeremia exigua is the source of this 2430-nucleotide messenger RNA. RefSeq names its product nitrate assimilation regulatory protein nirA. Bases 1 to 2430 code for a protein of 809 amino acids. NCBI's taxonomy places the organism in Eukaryota, Fungi, Ascomycota, Dothideomycetes, Pleosporales, Didymellaceae. The record is from RefSeq and is a predicted model, not a curated record. Gene Ontology annotation, biological process: regulation of DNA-templated transcription; DNA-templated transcription. The transcript is spliced from 6 exons. Gene Ontology annotation, molecular function: DNA-binding transcription factor activity, RNA polymerase II-specific; zinc ion binding; DNA binding.